Molecule: messenger RNA, 1068 nt
Organism: Branchiostoma belcheri (Belcher's lancelet)
Lineage: Eukaryota; Metazoa; Chordata; Leptocardii; Amphioxiformes; Branchiostomatidae
Product: proline synthase co-transcribed bacterial homolog protein-like
Exons: 8
Coding region: 40-930 (296 amino acids)
Cellular component (GO): intracellular anatomical structure
Molecular function (GO): pyridoxal phosphate binding
Source: RefSeq, a predicted model, not a curated record
GGUCACAGAGGUCAGCUAAGCCUGCUAAGCUAUUUGGGUAUGCGCAGAUUUGCAGCGAUGGCAAGCGACAGCGAAGUUGGUCGUGCUCUUCGCUCUGUUCUCGACCGUGUACAGACCGCGGCUACCAAACGAUCCCAGGAUUUACCAAAGGUGCAGCCACGUUUGGUGGCCGUGACGAAGACCAAACCCAAGGACCUGAUCCUGUCUGCGUACAAAGCGGGGCAGAGACACUUUGGGGAGAAUUAUGUGCAGGAACUGACAGAUAAGGCAUCAGAUCCAGAGAUUGUAGGUCAGCUUAAUGACAUCAGAUGGCACUUCAUUGGACACCUGCAAAGGAAUAAAGUCAAUAAAGUCACUGGUAUACCAAACCUAUACAUGGUGGAAACUGUUGACUCAGAGAAGUUGGCCACAGCCAUCAAUGCAUCCUGGGAAAAACUGGGCAGAACAGAGAGGCUGAGAGUCAUGGUUCAAGUCAACACCAGCAGGGAAGAACAAAAGCAUGGCAUCCCCCCUGAGCAGGUGUGUGAGCUGUAUAAGCAUGUUGUGGAGAACUGCCCUCAUCUGCAGGCGGUGGGGAUCAUGACUAUAGGUGUGUACGACUACGACCUGCGCAACGGACCCAACCCUGACUUCCAGGUGCUGUUGAAGUGUAGAACAGACAUAUGCCAGGCCUUCAACCUGCAACCAGAAGAAGUGGAACUGAGCAUGGGCAUGUCUACAGACUUUGAACAUGCUAUUGAAGUGGGCAGUACAAACAUCAGGGUGGGCAGCACUAUAUUUGGAGCAAGAGAAUACCCAGGCUCUAAACCACCUCCAAAGACCACACCCAACAACCCAAAUGCCACACCUAACAACCAGCAGCAGCAGACAUCUACAGACAAAGUGGAAAGUACCAGACAAGAAAUAGAUUCUCUAAAUAUAAAAUCUUAAUGUCAAUUAAGUUGAACAUUUUACCUGCAGAGUGAAAAAAAAUUGAGCUUCAAGACUGCUAUUGUGCAGGGAGGACUCCAGUUCCUAUGGAAACUUGUAUUUAUCAGAAGUGUAACAAUAAAAGGCUUUUAGUUCAAA